CUGGGAGGAGAAGGGGAGGCGCGGUCCCGGGCCGCUCCCAGCCUGAUGUCCCAGAUUGUGCCCUUUUAGCCGGGAAGCAUGGAGGUCAUUCAUGGCCGGCCCUACUGUUGCAGGGAGCUUGAAGGAGCUGACCUACUGUCAGACACCUUUUACUCUAACCAAUUGCACACUCCACUACUAACAGCUGCUCGCCCAACUGCCUCAGAGGACAGGUAUCAGGAAUUAAGGGAGUCGCUCCAACAAUGUAGGCUUCCAUGGGGCGCUGAAAGGGAAUAUGGCGGGAUGAUACCCAUAUCACUCCCUGAGGAAUACACGCCAAAAUGUGAACCUCCUUAUGGCAUGGGCAAAGGACAUCAGCAUUAUGGAUUUGGUGGAGCAACCUGGCCAAGAAAGCUUCCCAUUGAACAAUUCUAUUAUUUGACGCAGAACAAAAAAAGUGACAUCUAUGGAAAUGAUUCUUUGUUACCCAAACCACCUAAUUCAACAGUAGGAGAAAUCUGCUCCCCGUAUCCGAUUGAACACCCCUACCACACACACAUCUCUCGCGGUGCCAUGUUCCCGACCUUUACAUCACCUAAGGAUCUCUACACUGGCAUUAAAGCCCGAAGCCAACAGCCAUUUCCUCCCACUGUGCCCACGAAGCCUUAUGAUACAAAGAUUUUGAAGACAAGAGGGAAUCCUUACAGAUAUGAACUGCUUGAUUUUCCCAUGGAUUCAAAGAAGAAAGCCUUGAUUUGGCCAGGCCAGGGUGUAUAUUAUGAUUUUCCUAAAUGUGUUGGGAAAAAUAAACCAGUAUUCUACCCAAAACCUCCUAAAACCUUCGCUCCUAACACUUCUUUAAGUUCAUGGGACCCUAUUUGCUCUCUAAAAGAAGCCAACAUACAAAGAAACCUUGAGAGGUGCCACUGGAUCACUUCAUACACUCAUGAUUUUACAGGUCUGGGGCCCAUGAACCCCCUUGAACUGGAUGAUUACCAUGAAAAGGAGGUAGCAGAGUUAACUGGACAGAUAGGAUUUGACCCAGAGCCUCAAGAAAAAUUCCAUCCUGUCUUAAAACCGUCCAUACCCUUGGAAGGACGAAUUGCCCGACUGAUUCAGAACCGACGUCCUCUGGAGGCUACUGUCCAGCAAAGACCACCUUCCUGUCCAGAUUGUACCCCUAGAGUUUUGUGUACUUUUCAUACUUUUGUACCCAGUUCUGCAGAAAUGAUGGCACUUAGCAAUAACACACCAGCGGGUGUGACCCAUAAAAAUCAGAAAAUUGAAGACAAGAUUAAGGAAGAACAAAGCUUGCUAUCUACUUAUGCACUCCCACCUUGUUACCCAACAAAAGAUCUGACUAACAUUUAUGACAUAAAACCAUUUCCAAAAAUCACGGAUACUAAAAAGACAGAAGAUUUGUACUGGAGACAGCUGUCAUUAAAACCCCAACCUCCACCUUACUGUAACCCAAACCAUUACAUUAAGUAUGAACAUUUUAAACCUCCCGUACAUAACCAGUAUAUUAUGUGUCAAAAUCCUAUUAGCCUUAGUAAGCCUGGUAUUUUAAGUAAAUCAGACUUGGAAACUUUCAAUUUAGAACAUUUUUUAAGUAAGCCAGAAGAAGAGUUGACCUUGAACAUGGAAAACGACGAAGAAAUCAGACCUAUUGUGGGUUGGAUUCCUAGAGCUGGAGUGGCCAGGCCUCAGACCGACCUGUUGGAGCUUAAGAACUCUUUUUCCAAAAGUGGUGCACAAAAACGUUUCCAUAAGUCAAUUCAAGAAGACCACAAAGACCUGAGGGAUAAGGAGCAUUCAGGGAUGAAACACCAAUUCUAUGGCCGUAAUUCCUAUUAUUUCUAUAACUGA
Messenger RNA from Equus quagga, 1848 nucleotides. It is a transcript of the gene SPMIP4, whose product is annotated as chromosome 8 C7orf31 homolog. The transcript has 10 exons. The coding region runs from base 79 to 1848 and encodes 589 amino acids. NCBI's taxonomy places the organism in Eukaryota, Metazoa, Chordata, Mammalia, Perissodactyla, Equidae. The record is from RefSeq and is a predicted model, not a curated record. Gene Ontology annotation, cellular component: centrosome.